AUGGUCACAGGCACACAUGGUGUGAGAAAAAGAGAUUUUGGAAAGGGACCUCCAGUCGAAGCUUUUCUGAGGCUGAUGAAUGGCACUAACUCUUGUUCUGGACGAGUGGAGGUUCUUCAUGACGGUCGGUGGAGAACAGUGUGUGAUAAUGGCUGGGAUCUAACAGAUGCUGCAGUGGUGUGUAAAGAACUGCAUUGUGGGAAAGUGAUUGAGGCAAAGAGUGCUGCUUAUUUUGGACAAGGUGUAGGACCAGUAUGGAUAGAUGAUACACAGUGUGCUGGGAGUGAGGCUUCACUGGUGAACUGCACAUCUACACAAUGGGGAAUACAGAGCUGUGAACAUUUAAAAGAUGCUGGAGUCACCUGUAACACUUUUCUGAGGCUGAUGAAUGGUGUUGGCUUUUGUUCUGGACGAGUGGAGGUUCUCUAUAAUGGAAUAUGGGGAACAGUGUGUGAUGAUGGCUGGGAUCUAACAGACGCUGCAGUGGUGUGUAGAGAGAUUGGCUGUGGGAAUGUGAUCGAGGCAAAGAGUGUUGCUUAUUUUGGACAAGGAUCAGGACAAAUAUGGAUGGGUGUAAACUGUGCUGGCACUGAGUCCUCACUGAUGAACUGCAGGACACCUGGAUGGGGAACACAUAACUGUGGACAUCAUGAAGAUGCUGGAGUCAUCUGCAACUCAGCUGUCAGGUUGGUGAAUGGCAUCAACUCUUGUUCUGGACGAGUGGAGGUUCUUCAUGACGGUCGGUGGGGAACAGUGUGUGAUGAUGGCUGGGAUCUAACAGAUGCUGCAGUGGUGUGUAGAGAGGUGGGCUGUGGGAAUGUGAUCGAGGCAAAGAGUGUUGCUUCUUUCAGCCAGGGAUCAGGAACGAUAUGGAUGGAUGAUGUACAAUGUACUGGAAAUGAAUUUACCUUGAAAAACUGUUCAUCAAAUGGCUGGGGGAUACACAACUGUAACCAUCAACAAGAUGCUGGGGUCACCUGCCAAUAUGUGAAGCUGGUCAGUGGUUCCAGUGAGUGUGAUGGCAGAGUUCAGAUUCGGUAUAAUAAGCAGUGGGGCGCAGUGUGUCACUCGGGCUGGGAUCUAGCAGAUGCUACAGUGUUGUGUCGAGAGCUGGAUUGUGGAGACAUUGCAGAGCCGAAGGCAUAUGUGGGAACUUCUGGGCAAAUAUGGGUGGAUCAACUGGCCUGUACAGGAAAUGAGUUGACAGUGCAGGACUGUCCUUUUACUGGAUGGGAAACUCUGAGAAAAGUUGUGGUGAGGAUUUUGGUGAAAGCCAAGACUGGUGUCAAUUUCAAUGAUGCACAAAUCAAGAAUAACCUUUUGGAAAAGGAAUCACGAGAUCGCAAUCACCUGCAUUCUAAUCACCAACACCUGCGCACCCUCAUCAGCACUCCCAUAAAGCACUCACACUCUCUGGCAUUCAUCGUCCGGUCUACGGUUCACACCCUGAACACAGACCAGGCUCCUCUUUUCCCGUAA
Molecule: messenger RNA, 1479 nt
Organism: Onychostoma macrolepis
Lineage: Eukaryota; Metazoa; Chordata; Actinopteri; Cypriniformes; Cyprinidae
Product: deleted in malignant brain tumors 1 protein-like
Cellular component (GO): membrane
Source: RefSeq, a predicted model, not a curated record